Messenger RNA from Lentinula edodes (shiitake mushroom), 850 nucleotides. RefSeq lists its product as uncharacterized. Gene Ontology annotation, molecular function: protein binding. The transcript has 3 exons. The record is from RefSeq and is a predicted model, not a curated record. NCBI's taxonomy places the organism in Eukaryota, Fungi, Basidiomycota, Agaricomycetes, Agaricales, Omphalotaceae. The coding region runs from base 155 to 694 and encodes 179 amino acids.
UCAACGAUGUCAAGGAUAUCACUUGGCAAGGAAUACUCGUGCGGGCCUUGUGGCACUGGUAAGCUAUGAGAACAAGGUAUUUGCUUCAUCCAUGGUUCUUCAAGUUAUAUUCUGAUCCUGCGCAAAGGCCCCUCCACAGCUAUGGAAACUAGAAAUGGUCAAAGACAUUGCUAGGUUAACUCUUCGGCAUACGUACAUGCCUAAAUCCCAGGUAGAUUUUGCAGGCCCUAGUUACUUUGGAGGCAAAAGUGACGAAUUAGUCCUCUGCGCUGGGAAAGCCGGGGACAUACACAUAUGGGAUCAGGAAUCCGGGGCACUGCUUCACCAUGUUCGAGCCCAAGAUCUCGGUGGGGACCUGACUUGCAUAGCCUGGAACCAUGCCGAAGACAAUCCUUUCAUGUUCGCCACAGGAAGUCAUGAUGGCGCUCUACGAAUAUGGACAAAAAUUGAGCGACAAUUGCAAGCUCAUUCUUCCCCGGCUGGGCCGGAUGAUCAGCUUCCUUUCUUCACUCGCAGCUCCUCGCCAUCUGAGAUGGAGGGCAUGCAGCGCACAGAAAGCCCAUUAACACAACAGGAGUUCGAGUCGUCUUUUGCGAACAGUAUGGAGAGCUUGACAUCGUCCUCUGGUAACAGGGAGAGGGUUGUGGCAUUUGCUACAACACAUGCAGCCUCAAACUCUGGAAUGUUAUCGUAACAAAGGGAAGGAAGGAUAUAUUUCAGAAUUAUCACGAUAUUAUGGUUUUAAAGAUACGAACACGUAGGCGUCAAUGACCAGAGAAUGGAGAGAAAUUAUAUGCCAUCGUAAACGGAUUCGUCAGUAGACUUCCAUUUUGAACGACGGCCAUUACCA